CCUCUGGCGUGGUGUUGCUUAUUAACUGCACUGAAUCAAAGCAUUUCUGCCCGCGCGUGUAGCGAAGCAAAAGUUCAGUAGUCAAAAACAAUUAGGGGAAGCGAAAUUGAAUCUGAUACUCCUGUAUAUCAGUUCUAACUGCGUCGAAUGUAUCUGUAUUAUAAUACAGGCUAUUGCAAAAACUGACAGACGGAUUGCAUCUACUUAGAAUAUGUCGCUAUUGUCACACAGGCCGUCGCAAAACUUCGCAUCAUGUCUGAAGUUUUCUUAAUUUUAGAUUUUUUUUUUGGGAGGGGUUUAUAAGGCUUGUCUACCUCAAAUGCCAUAAUUUUCUUUACGUAUUCAUUUUAUAUGACUUACAGCUGUUUUGUGACCACAGAUUGACUCACCACCUACCUGUGUUGCCGUGUCGAUUCUCUUCUCCUGCCCCCGCUCUCGACCCCGCCCACAAUAUAACUUACUGAAACUGGAGAAAUUCACAGCAGCCCUUCUGUUGUCCCUCGUGUUACGCAUAUUGAACAAUUUAGUACCUGUAUGUUUUGAAAUAAGUGUUGUUUAAUUGGAUUAGACCUACUGGCUCGAGAGCGUCCACAAUAGAGAAUAUUCUCACACAGCGUCAGCGGACCAUGGACAGUGAGGGCAGAAAGGUGGUGGUCUGUGACAAUGGCACAGGGUUUGUCAAAUGCGGGUUUGCUGGCUCCAACUUCCCUGAACACAUCUUCCCUGCGCUGGUGGGCCGGCCGGUCAUUCGGUCAAACACCAAAGUAGGAAACAUCGAAAUUAAGGACCUGAUGGUGGGUGAUGAAGCCAGUGAAUGUCGCUCGAUGUUGGAGGUGUCUUACCCCAUGGAGAAUGGCAUGGUGCGGUCCUGGGAAGACAUGAUCCAUCUAUGGGACUAUACCUUUGGACCUGGGCGCCUCAACAUCAACCCCCCGGACUGCAAGGUGCUGCUAACGGAACCUCCCAUGAACCCCACUAAAAACCGUGAGAAGAUUGCUGAGGUCAUGUUUGAGACCUACCAGUUCCACGGCAUCUACGUCGCCAUCCAGGCCGUGCUCACGCUCUACGCUCAGGGGCUGUUGACGGGCGUGGUUCUGGAUUCGGGUGAUGGUGUGACCCAUAUCUGUCCUGUGUACGAGGGCUUCUCCCUCCCCCACCUCACACGCAGGCUGGACAUUGCAGGACGUGACAUCACGCGCUACCUUAUCAAGCUGUUGCUGUUGCGUGGUUAUGUCUUCAACCAAUCGGCUGACUUUGAGACAGUCCGCAUGAUGAAGGAGAGUCUAUGCUACGUGGGCUACAACAUUGAGCAGGAGCAAAGACUGGCCACAGAGACCACAGUGCUGGUGGAGUCGUAUACGUUGCCUGACGGUCGUCAGGUGAUGGUGGGAGGGGAGCGGUUUGGGGCCCCCGAAGCCCUCUUCCAACCGCACCUCAUUAAUGUAGAAGGAGCAGGAGUGGCUGAGUUGCUCUUCAACACCAUCCAGGCUGCUGACAUAGACCUCAGGUCUGACUUCUAUAAGCACAUUGUGCUGUCAGGUGGCACCACCAUGUAUCCAGGCCUGCCCUCCAGACUGGAGAGGGAGAUCAAACAGCUGUACCUAGAGAGGGUACUCAAGGGCGACACCGAGUUGCUCUCUAAGUUUAAGAUCCGCAUCGAGGACCCUCCACGGCGUAAACACAUGGUGUUCAUGGGUGGGGCAGUGCUGGCCAAUAUCAUGAAGGACAAGGAGUCCUUCUGGCUAAGCCGGGCUGAUUACCUGGAAAAAGGCCUGAAGGUGUUGGACAAACUGGGGGUCGGUGUGAGAUAGAGAUGGGAAAGGUUCGCUUGGAAAGAGUUCGAAUCAAAACAUGGAGUUACGCCCAUCAGUAUUUUCUGACGGGAAACAAUCAUUUUUGUUUUUCUACAGUGUGCUCUAAUGACAAAGACACUGGAUAAACCGGGGGCACAGUAAAAUAGAGGUGGUUAGUGAGACUGAACACAGAACAAAGAAUACACAACACAGUUAGAAAUGGUGAUGCUGUUAUAGAGAAAAAUCUGCUGUAAUGCCUUCCUGGAUGCAAACUGGAAUCUGUUUUAUAAGUCUGUUAGAAAUAGAAUAGUAAUUUUGUUCUAGUCACUGUCAAAUGUUCAUGUUUUUUGUAAUUGUUGAAUACAAUAUCUAUACAGUGCACUUGCACAAUACAAUAGUACAUGUAAUGUUUAAUGUUUUUAAUUCUCAUUUUAUAAAAAAGAACCCUUGUCACGCCAUUGUUUCAAAUGAAAUGGACUGUUGAAUAUCAUUCCUUUUUUCCAGAAGGAACUUAAGAAACUUCAGUUGUUAUUGCCCAAGUCAAAUGGAAUCUACAGAGUUUACUUAUACGACUGUACUGUGAUGGACCAUUUCUUUAAGUUUCUUCAGAGUAGGUUUUCUGUUAUCAUUAAAUUAAAUGAAGAGAUAUUUGUUAAUUAUGACAGUAAAGAAUAAGGUAUUGUGAUUGUUGGGAAUUGAGGUUGCAGAAUCUGUCUAAUAAAUAAAAAAAAUAAUU
Molecule: messenger RNA, 2529 nt
Organism: Esox lucius (northern pike)
Lineage: Eukaryota; Metazoa; Chordata; Actinopteri; Esociformes; Esocidae
Product: actin family protein
Exons: 9
Coding region: 627-1811 (394 amino acids)
Biological process (GO): Arp2/3 complex-mediated actin nucleation
Cellular component (GO): actin cortical patch; Arp2/3 protein complex
Molecular function (GO): actin filament binding
Source: RefSeq, a predicted model, not a curated record